AAACCCAUACAUCACGAUGGCCUCUCGGCGCACCUCUGACUUCCCUUCCUAGUUAGGGAUCCGCGUUGCACCAGGUGUUUUGGUCUCUGCGGUGUUGCAGAGGAUUCGGGUCUAACGAUGUGUAGCCGGAAAGAGACAAAGUAAAGAAAGUGGCGGUUGUUGAGGGGAGUACCUCAGAAGACAGGAAAAAAAAAAAACAAAAAAAAACCAGGGUUUGAGAAUGCAGACACUGCUGCUGCCCCCAAUCCGCUCUUACGCCUCCUCAGCAGCAGCAUUGCCCUGUUCCCUCCCUCGCGUCCCACUAUCCCUGAUCCCUCUUCCUCAGCUGGGCCAUCUCUCUCGUCAUCAUCACCAUCCAUUCUCCCUUUUAUCAUAUCCUCCACUCCUCAGGCGUUCCAAUAUCAUCACUGCCUAUGCCUCCUAUUCUCCUACCGUUCCGAGUCCCACUCCAUUCCCUCCCCCCGAAGACAGUGAAGCCGAGAGGGCUAAACUUGCACAGGUCUCCAAGAGACUGGAAAACACUUCCAGAUAUUUCAAAAGGUUGGGGAGUUUGGGAUUUUGGGGUCAGCUAGUGUGCACAUUGGUGUCUGCUGUAAUUUUGUCAUUCUCUGCAAUAGUUACUGGAAAGAUAACAUCACCUGUCACAUUCUAUGCGACUGCUGGUGGUAUUGUGGCAGCAUUUGUGUCGGUUUUUUGGUCCUUUGGCUACAUUCGUUUGUCAGAUAAGCUUCGGAGGACAGCCAGCGAGCCGACAAAGGCUCCUCCUCGUGCUGAAGUGGUAAAGAGCUUAAAAAAUGGUAUAGGGCUAAACAUUCUAGGGAUGGGUGCUGCUAUUAUUGGCAUGCAAGCAACUGUUGGGCUAUUAGUUGCGAAGGCCCUUACUUCUUCAGCAGUUCCAUUCUACCAGGGGAUCUCGCCUGGUUACAAGCCUGUUUUAGCUUUGGAUGUUUUCUUAGUGCAGGCAUCAGCCAAUACCAUCCUUUCCCAUUUCUUGGGGCUUCUGUUCUCGUUGGAACUGCUGCGAUCAGUGACAUUACCGCCUUCAGAAGGUGUUCCAAUUCCCAAAGCUGUAUAGGAUUUUCAUUCUGAUAAUGAAACAAAUUGAUGUUGGUUCUCCAGAAUUGUGUGUUUUUGUGCUGCCUGCUGUUUUUUUUUUUUUUUUUUUGAAGCAAGGAAUGUUAAAAAUUUUUGAAUGAGGUUAAUGUACAAGAGAUUUAUUCUAAAUUCAAGUGUGCUGCCUUUGUAUGA
This is a messenger RNA of Magnolia sinica, 1248 nucleotides long. RefSeq names its product protein TIC 21, chloroplastic-like. NCBI's taxonomy places the organism in Eukaryota, Viridiplantae, Streptophyta, Magnoliopsida, Magnoliales, Magnoliaceae. The coding region runs from base 221 to 1075 and encodes 284 amino acids. The transcript has 4 exons. The record is from RefSeq and is a predicted model, not a curated record.